This is a messenger RNA of Cotesia congregata, 753 nucleotides long. NCBI's taxonomy places the organism in Eukaryota, Metazoa, Arthropoda, Insecta, Hymenoptera, Braconidae. The record is from the annotation of a GenBank genome assembly.
AUGGAGCUAGAAGGUGAAGGAUUUCAAACACAGGGAAGUGAGGGGGACAUCACAGUAGUGAAAAGUCGAGGAAGAGACCCGAAGGCGGCAUCCUGGAAGAAGUUAAGGGCUAGCAGUUUGGGAGAUUUAAAUGGAAAGGACAUUAGAGAUUGGGCACGUAAUGAGGGAGCUAAGCGCAAAGGGAACGAAGAAAGUGAUAGAGAGCAGAAAGUGAGAGUAGUUUCGCAAGGAAAGAAGGAGGAAUCGGUAGAAGAGAUGAUAAGUCAGGGUUUUAAAAAGGUGCUUGAUAAGCUGGACGAGGAGAAAAAAGAAAGAAAGAAUCAGUUUGAUGAGCUAAAGAGUGAGUUUGUAAAAAUGGAAAAGAAGAACCAAGAAUUGGAGUUAAAAGUGGGGAAAUUAUCGGCAGAAAUGCAAGCAGGAUGUAGAGGUAAUAACCAAAAGUGGAAGGAGUUGGAAACGGGUAUAGCAGAAAAAGAAAAAGCAAUGGAGAACAGCUCUAUCGGGAGAAGCAGAAAAUCAAGAAGGAAAAGAAGGAGCAGUAGACGGGAAGCAGAAGAAAAAUGGGUGGAAGAGGAAGAAAGGGAAAAAAGGAGUAAAAACCUGGUUAUCAUUGGAUGGGAUAAAGGAGAAGAUACGGGUAAGGAGGAGGUGGCAAAAUUCUUUAGGGAGGAGCUGGGGGUAGAAAGCGAGAUAGAAGAUAUAGAAGGGGCGAAAAUUAUCGGAAAGGAGGGGAAGAAAAUGACAUGGGUAUGA